Heteronotia binoei (common prickly gecko) is the source of this 3318-nucleotide messenger RNA. It is a transcript of the gene TLR2, whose product is annotated as toll like receptor 2. The record is from RefSeq and is a predicted model, not a curated record. The transcript is spliced from 2 exons. Gene Ontology annotation, molecular function: protein binding; transmembrane signaling receptor activity; triacyl lipopeptide binding. NCBI's taxonomy places the organism in Eukaryota, Metazoa, Chordata, Lepidosauria, Squamata, Gekkonidae. Gene Ontology annotation, cellular component: membrane. Gene Ontology annotation, biological process: toll-like receptor signaling pathway; immune response; inflammatory response. Bases 135 to 2477 code for a protein of 780 amino acids.
GAAGGGACGCGCAAAUCUCUCCCGGCUGCGAAGAGGAAGGAAGAAAGGCCGGAGCGCGGAAGAAGCGGCCUCCGGACGUGGCUUCCCUUUUACACAACCGCCGUCGGAGUUCCUUAUCAUCCCUUGCCAUAAUCAUGAUUAAGUUGGUCUGGAGCAUUUGGAUCUUCUCUCUCAUUGAAGCAGCAAGUCUUUCUGCACAACACCUUCACUCGUUCUGUGAUGCCUCUCAUUUUUGUGACUAUUCUGCAAUGGCUUUAGGUGCAAUUCCUUCUGGUCUAACAGAUGAUAUUACAGGACUGAAUCUGGCCUCCAAUGCUAUAGAACAAGUUGGCAAGAUGGACCUGAAGUUUGCUGUCAAUCUCAAAACCCUUCUGCUCCAUUCUAACCGCAUUCAGACAAUUAAUGAUGAUGCCUUUCGUUUCCUUGUAAAGCUGGAGCACUUAGAUCUAUCAAAGAACAAUUUAACUCACUUGUCACCUUCUUGGUUCAGACACCUUUCUUCUUUACAGCAGUUAAACAUCAAAGGUAACAAGUACUCUGAUCUAGGGAGGACUCCACUUUUUUCUGAUCUGCAAAAGCUGAGGUUUCUGUACUUGGGAAAUGAUGAUUACUUUUCUACUCUGUGGAAACAAGACUUCAAAGGAAUUUCUAUUCUUGAAGAACUGGAAAUUAAGGCACAGAACCUUGGACAAUAUGAGCAAGGAAGUCUGAAAUCUAUCAAGCACAUAGAUCACUUUUUAUUAAAUGUCCACUCUCUUGCCACUUUAAUUCAGGUCAUUCAUGAUAUUACAAAUUCUGUGGUGUGUCUUGAACUGAGAAACAUACAAUUUCAGAACAGUAAUGACAUGAACCAAUUUUAUCCAUUGGGUUCCUCAGUUGUCCAGAAAGUUAUCCUUAGAAAUGUUGUACUCUCAGAUCAUUCUGUUGGUGAGAUGGCUUCCAUCCUUACAGGUCUAAACCAACUUCAUGAGCUGGAGGUGGUGGAUAGCAGAUUCAAUGGUAUUGGGGAUAUGAGGGAACUGCAAGGAUUGCACUCUGUAAGAGCCCUAGAUGUAAUUACAAUCCGAAAUUUAACAAUUGGUUUGUUUUACCAAUUUACAGAUCUUUCUAGUGUAAUGCAUCUUGUAGAUAAAAUUGUCAGACUUACAAUUGAAAAUACAAAAGUUUUUAUGGUGCCCUGUGAACUUGCAAAAUCAUUUCAUUCUCUGGAAUAUCUAGAUUUGAGUGUGAAUCUACUGCAAGACUUAACUAUGCAACUCUCCUUUUGUGAGAAUGCCUUCCCUAAUCUCAGAACUUUAAACGUUAGUAAGAAUGCGUUGUCUAAUUUAGGAACUGUAGCAACAAGUGUAGCUCAUCUAGGAAAUUUCACAACCUUGGAUGUGAGCCGAAACAACUUUGGUCAAAUGCCAAAAUCAUGUACAUGGCCCCGAAGUCUGAAAUUUUUAAACAUCUCUGGUUGUAAAGUAAACAGUCUUACUACGUGUAUCUCUCAAAAUCUGGAAGUACUGGAUGUUAGCAAUAAUAACCUCAAUAACUUUAUACUAAGCUUGCCACAGCUACGAGAGCUUUACAUUACAAAUAACAAAUUAAUAACCCUGCCUGAUGCUUCGUUCAUCUCUAAUGUUCAACUCAUGGUGGUUAGAGAAAACAAACUGAUGGACUUCUCUAAGGAGCAACUUGGAAAAUUUGCACAACUAGAGAUGCUGGAUGCACGUACUAACAGCUUCACCUGCUCAUGUCAGUUUCUCUCAUUUGUUCAGUCUCAGGAAGGAUUAUCCAAGACCUUGGUUGGUUGGCCUGAGAACUACAUCUGUGACUCUCCAUCCACUGUAAAGGGAAAGCAGGUACAAGUUGCCCUGUUGUCACUAACUGAAUGUCACAGGACAUUGAUGGUGUUCCUGAUCUGCAUUUUGAUGCUAGUGAUGCUUAUGGUGCUGGCAAUCCUUUGCUACAAGCUUCAUGCCAUCUGGUAUAUGAAAAUGACCUGGGCCUGGCUUCAGGCAAAACACAAGCCUCGACAAGACCCAAAUAAAGAAAUCUGCUAUGAUGCUUUUGUUUCCUACAGUGAACAUGACUCUGAAUGGGUAGAGAAUGUAAUGGUACAGGAACUGGAGCAAGCUAAUCCCCCAUUUAAACUCUGCCUUCAUAAAAGGGAUUUUAUGCCUGGCAAAUGGAUUGUGGACAACAUCAUUGACUCCAUUGAGAAGAGCUAUAAAACUCUGUUUGUGCUGUCCGAACACUUUGUACAGAGUGAAUGGUGCAAGUAUGAGCUGGAUUUCUCCCAUUUCCGGCUGUUUGAUGAGAAUAAUGAUGCUGCAAUUUUGAUCCUUCUGGAGCCUAUUCCAGAGCAAACCAUUCCCAAAAGAUUUUGUAAGCUCAGAAAACUAAUGAAUACCAAAACCUACCUUGAAUGGCCAAGAGAUGACAAUCAACAGCAAAUAUUUUGGUUUAAUUUGAGAACAGCACUAAAUUCAUAGGAAUGAGGAGUAUCUGACAAAAUUGAAGCACAGAGUCCUUUCCAGUAUCUAUACGUUCACGUCUGCUGUAAAAUAGAAAUAGCCAAUUGGUAGUUGAGGGACUGGCUUGGCCCCUGGGUGAUGGCUGUAGAGACCAAAAAAAUCCUUGUUGGCUGCUGAUUUCUGAAACAAAAUGCAGUCUGCUCACCAGCAUUAGCAGGUCAUUCUUGUAUAUGAGCCCAAUCACAGGCAAAUGGGAGUAGCUGAAGUACAUAAAUGGUGGAAAUCUCAAUCUCUCAUCAAUUCAAGGUGUGGUCACAUUCUCCUUUAGUUCAGUCUUACCCACGGUUUCUGUUUGGAUUUUAUGAGCACGUCCAGACAACCACUAAGUUCAGUGGUGUAGUGGCUCUGCCUUGCUCCUUGACCUUUCAGGCACACCUGAAAGGUUAAUAGGGAACCAGGCUCAGCAAACUUUGUUCUGGCCCAUGGAAAAAUGCUAAAUUCAGUAAAUAUGAUUAUCGGUCUUUGCUUUCAAGCACAUCCCAUGCUCUGACCAAACAGUUUUGCACAACUCAGCUAUUCACCUCAGACAAUGAUUCAUGAUUUGACUUAAUAAAAGGCUGGACAAGACUCCAGCAAGGCAGCUCAUGCCGCAACCCGAAGACUGAUUGUCGAGUCGUUCUUUGCUACACAGUGGAAAUUCUUCUCAAUAAUAUAUAUAUAUAUAUAAAUGCAACCAUACUACUCCUUGUGAAAGACGCACCAGUAUUGUAUUCUCAUCCCUUACCUAAUGUUAAGAAUAUCUUGGUUUGAAUAUCUGUUGACGAAAAUUUUCUUAAUAAAAUAUUUCACAUCUGAUAAA